AUGGCCAUGGACGGGUCGGCCGGAGUCGAAGACACCUCUCAGGGCCAGACGACCGCGACGCCGCCUCUCGCCGUUCCCCACAGCCCGACGGCACGUUCCGAUCCGGACGCCUCUGCCGACGACGAGCUGAGCCUCAUCCCCCUUCAGGACGACUAUCGCACCGACUCUCGUACCUCGAGCCUCCGUCACCGCACCGCAGCCAGCGUCGCAGCCUCGAGCCCAGCACCGCGUGAGGCGACUAGCAGACCGAGGUCGACCGUCGCUGGCCACUGGAGGCUACCGCUGCCUUCACAUGGCAGUCCCGACCCCGGUAUCUCGAGCCGGCAUGCGGCUCAAGGGCUAUCGAACUGGUCUUCCAUCAGUAGUUCUGCUGCCUCCGACGACCACCUCAACGGCUUCGAACACAGCAGACGUGCUGGCGGUGGCGCGAGUGGCAACCACGACCUCCCUCGCGGCUCUCGCCUACGUGCCACUCCAUUGCUGUGUCGGCCGACGAUGACUUCGGCCCUCGUGUCCUGGGCGUCUAGGCACAAGCGAGCCGCCACGCUCGCCUUGGUCGCCCUCUCGCUCUACGUCCAGCUCCAGCUGGUCGGCCCCUACAUUUCCCAGCUCGACUCGUACCGCAGCAUCAAGGAGAGCGACUGGCAGAGCUGGCGAUGGAACCCGCCAGAUCACUCCUCCUCGAGACCCGGAGCCGCGUCGGCUGGACCUGCCUCGGAUGUCGCGCCAUCGCCGGCAGCGCCGUCAGCAGCGGGGUCAGCCCCUGCCUCGGCUUCGGCAUCGCCAUACCCCAUUCCUGGCUCCUCUGACGGCAGCAACCUCGUAUCGAGCAGCGAUCCGCGCCUCGGUGCCAACAUCUCAUUCCAAGUGCAGCCCGUCACUCCGGCUGUCUUCCCCGCCGCCCUCGAUCCGACAGCAUUCAGCGCCGACGUCGAUGUCGCCAGCCAGCUCUAUGCGGACUUCGAUCCACACCGCGGGGAGCUGCCUACACACCUCCGCGGCGUGCUGGAGCGAGAGCCGGUGCUGGUCCCGCCUCCUCAACCGCCCAAGGCCCCCAAGAUCAAGCCCGAGAUGUGGCCGAAGCGGGCCUGGUACGCCCGAUCCAACUCGACCAUGCGCGAUGCUCAGCGGCCGGAGCGGCAGCCGGUCGAAGAAGAUUGGCGGCCACCGCCGUGGGACAGCUGGCGCCCGCCGCUCGCCGAGUUGGGUGCAGCCUCCCGAGGCCGUCCGCUGCCGAAGGUGCAGCACGCUUUCACGGACCCGAGGAAGCACUCGGGCCAUCGCAAUGACCCGGCGCGCGAUGAGCUCAACGCGUACCGGCAGAGGCUGGUCCGCAACGCCUUUCUGCACGCCUGGGAGGGCUACAAGAAGCACGCCUGGGGCCACGAUGAGCUGCGGCCAGUCAGCAAGCGGGCGCAGGACAACUUCAAUGGCUGGGGCGCCACCAUCGUCGACGCCCUCGACACGCUCCUCGUCAUGGAUCUGCCAGACCAGUACGACCUGGCACGCCAGCAUGUCCGCGACAUCGACUUUACCCUGGUCGCGGGUGAUCGCAGUGCCUACGGUGCAGCCGACGGUCGCAUCCCCGUCUUCGAGACGGCCAUCCGCUACCUCGGCGGCUUCCUGUCGGCCUAUGACCUGAGCGGCGAUACGCUGAUGCGCGACCGCGCCGAGGAGCUGGCGCAGCUCAUUUUGCCGGCGUUUGACACGGCCACUGGCGUGCCCGUCGGCCGGAUCAAGAUGCCCAAACCCUUUGCAUCGUCGUCGACGUCGGAACCCGAGGUGGAGCGGCCGUACGCGCCGCCGCGACAGCAGGGGAGCGUGGUCCUGGCCGAGGCAGGCAGCAUGCUGCUCGAGUUCACGCGGCUGUGGCAGGUGACGGGCAACCGCACCUACUUUGACCGGGUGCAGCGCUCGACCGACUGGCUCGACCACAACAUGACCAGGGACGGUCGGCCGGGCACGCUGCUGUCGACGACCCUCUACCCGGACCGCCGCACGCUGUACGGCUCCUACCGCUUCGGCGGCAUGGCCGACUCGUACUACGAGUACCUGAUCAAGGAGCACCAGCUGCUGGGCGGCAAGCUGCCGCAGUACCCGCGCAUGUACGGCGACGCGAUCGACUCGGCCAAGUUCUUCCUGAUGCAGGAGGUCGACACGGUGCCUGGCGUGCGGCUGCUCAACAUCGGCGAACGCUCCUAUGGCCGCUUCACGUCGAAGCUCGAGCACCUCACCUGCUUCAGCGGCGGCAUGCUGGGCCUGGGCGCGCGGCUGAUGCCGGAGCGCCGAGGCGACGUCGACCUGGCCACCGCCUUCACCGAGACCUGCUACUGGGCCUACAACAGCUCGGCGACCGGGCUGGGGCCCGAGCACCUCGUCUUCUACGCCUCCGACGACUCCUCGCGCUUCCACCUCAUCAGCCUCGAGGACGGCACGCAGCGGCGCGGCAAGGCGCGCGGAUCGCCGCUGGUCGGCGUCUCGUCGUCGGCGGGCCACUACCUCAACCGACCAGAGACGAUCGAGAGCGUCUUUUACAUGUGGCGCAUCACGGGCGACGUCCAGUGGCAGGAGCGCGGAUGGCAGAUGUUCGCCUCGUGGGUCUACCACGCCAUGACCGACGCCGGCUUCUCUGCCAUCCAUGACGUGCACAGCGUCCCCGCCGACUGGACCGACAGUAUGGAGAGCUUCACCUUCGCCGAGACCUUCAAGUACUACUACCUCCUCUUUUCGCCGCCGGAGCUCGUCUCGCUGGACGAGUACGUCUUCACCACCGAGGCGCACCCGCUGCUGGCGCCCAAGAAGGGCCAAUGGGCCGUCCCCGGGCAGGGGAGCCGUCGGUUCUGGAACGGGCCCAGGCAGGCAGCGGCACAGGCAGCGGGCAAUGACGGAGACGGGUCCGCGGCGUACAGCGGCGGCGAGGGGGGCGAGUACGGCGGCCUGACCAACAACCAGAAGCACGCCGUGUACGACAUCUGGCGGCAGAAGAACGCCAAGGUGGUGGUGGCCAGUAGCCUGAUCGAGACCCUGGGCGCCGACGCGCUCAAGUCGACGCUCAAGGGCCUGCUCGGCGGCGUCGACUGGGACAAGCUGGUGCCCACCCGCGGCGGCGGCGGCAAGAGUGGGAGCGACGUCGCGGGGGGCGCGACGGCUCGCAGCGACGACGGCGAGGCGCCCACCUGCGACGCCGAGCACCCUUGCGACGGCGAUGCACAGCUCGGCGAGGGGAUAGGGGAGCUUCCGGCCGGCGCUCAGCUGAUCGAGUUUGCCGACGGCACGUUUGCCCUCGAUUUGGGCGAGGGCGAGUCGGACUUUCGCCUGAAGCUGCUGGCCGCAGCGGCGGCGGCUGCAUCGAGGCAGGCCGAGAAUGGGGGAGAAAGCGAGGCUCAGGUGGCGGGCGCUGCAGCAUCGACACCGCCGUCGUCGUCGUUGUCAGGGAGCCGCCGUCCGCUCACCGCGAAGGAAGAGGAGGAGGAGGAGGAGGCGGCCGAGGUCCACCGCCUCAACCAGAUGCAGGCCGCCAGGUUCCGCUCCAAGGGCCUCGUGGCUCCCGACCGCAGCAAGGGCCAGAAGCGGAGGCUCGACUCGCAGUGA
Pseudozyma flocculosa PF-1 is the source of this 3591-nucleotide messenger RNA. RefSeq lists its product as uncharacterized. Gene Ontology annotation, biological process: carbohydrate metabolic process; N-glycan processing. The record is from RefSeq and is a predicted model, not a curated record. The transcript has a single exon. NCBI's taxonomy places the organism in Eukaryota, Fungi, Basidiomycota, Ustilaginomycetes, Ustilaginales, Ustilaginaceae. Bases 1 to 3591 code for a protein of 1196 amino acids. Gene Ontology annotation, cellular component: Golgi membrane; endoplasmic reticulum. Gene Ontology annotation, molecular function: calcium ion binding; mannosyl-oligosaccharide 1,2-alpha-mannosidase activity.